Molecule: messenger RNA, 2522 nt
Organism: Arabidopsis lyrata subsp. lyrata
Lineage: Eukaryota; Viridiplantae; Streptophyta; Magnoliopsida; Brassicales; Brassicaceae
Product: subtilisin-like protease SBT3.13
Exons: 9
Coding region: 36-2396 (786 amino acids)
Biological process (GO): proteolysis
Molecular function (GO): serine-type endopeptidase activity
Source: RefSeq, a predicted model, not a curated record
GCUUAUAUGCCACCACACACUUCUCACUUAAGAAAAUGGAUAACUCUUUACAAAGUGCUAAACUUGUGCUUCUACUGGCUAUUGCUUUGGUCCUAUUUCUUAACACAGAGCUGAAUUUUCAUAUAGCUGCUGGAGCCUUAGACAGUGAUAGCAAAGUUUAUAUAGUGUAUCUUGGCGAAAGAGAACACGAUGAUCCAGAACUUGUCACAGCUUCUCAUCACCAAAUGCUUGAAUCACUUCUUCAAAGCAAAGAAGACGCACGUAACUCGCUGAUCUACAGCUACCAACAUGGAUUCUCAGGUUUCGCGGCACUUCUUACGUCAUCACAAGCAAAGAAAAUUUCAGAACAUCCAGCAGUAAUCCAUUUUAUACCAAACCGGAUUCUGAAACUGAAAACCACAAGAACUUGGGAUCACCUUGGCCUCUCUCCAAUUCCAACUUCUUUUUCUUCAUUAUCAUCUGUAAAAGGUCUUCUUCAUGACACCAACUUGGGCAGAGAAGCUAUUAUCGGUGUCAUCGAUUCCGGAAUAUGGCCAGAGUCAAAGGCACUCAACGAUCAAUGGCUUGGACCAAUACCUAAGCGUUGGAGAGGAAAAUGUGAACCAGGAGAGCAGUUUAACGCCACAAUACAUUGCAACAACAAGCUGAUAGGAGCUAAGUACUAUUUAAACGGUGCAGUCGCUGCAAUUGGAGGAAAAUUCAACAGAACAAUCAUCCAAGAUUUCAAAUCCACCAGAGAUGCAAACGGUCACGGCACACAUACAGCCACAAUAGCUGGUGGCUCAUUCGUUCCCAACGUGAGCAUCUAUGGUCUAGCCCGAGGUUUGGUCCGAGGUGGUGCUCCUCGGGCCCGCAUAGCCUCGUACAAGGCGUGUUGGAACGUAAUGGGAGAUGAAGGAGGAGGAACUGAUGGAAGAUGCACAACUGCUGAUAUGUGGAAGGCUUUUGAUGAUGCUAUACAUGAUGGGGUUGAUGUUUUGUCGGUUUCUAUUGGGGGAGCUAUUCCCGAGGAUUCCGAGGUCGAUAAGCUCGAUUAUAUCGCGGCUUUUCACGCGGUGGCUAAAGGAAUUACGGUUGUGACUGCUGCGGGUAACGAAGGGCCUGGUGCUCAGACUGUUAACAAUGUUGCUCCUUGGCUUUUGACUGUUGCUGCAACUACUCUUGACCGGUCUUUUCCUACAAAGAUCACACUUGGGAAUAAACAAACCCUCUUUGCUGAAUCUCUGUUCACUGGACCGGAGAUUUCAACCGGUUUAGUUUUCUUGGACUCAGACAGUGAUGAUAAUGUUGAUGUGAAGGGGAAAACAGUUCUUGUUUUCGAUAGUGCCACUCCAAUUGCAGGGAAAGGUGUAGCAGCAUUAAUCCUAGCCCAAAAGCCUGAUGAUCUUCUUGCUCGAUGCAAUGGUUUAGGAUGCAUAUUCGCGGAUUACGAGCUUGGAACUGAGAUUUUAAAAUACAUACGUACCACCAGAUCUCCCACGGUGAGAAUUAGUGCUGCUAGGACAUUAACCGGUCAGCCUGCAACGACUAAGGUUGCUGCAUUCUCAUGUAGAGGGCCUAAUUCUGUUUCACCAGCCAUUCUCAAGCCUGAUAUAGCAGCUCCGGGUGUGAGCAUACUCGCGGCAAUAAGUCCGCUUAAUCCAGAACAACAGAACGGAUUUGGACUUCUUUCAGGGACAUCGAUGUCAACUCCUGUUGUUUCUGGAAUCAUAGCUCUCCUAAAAUCUCUACACCCUAAUUGGUCUCCUGCUGCAAUGAGAUCAGCUUUGGUCACAACAGGUUCUUGCUUCUUCUUAUUCUUCUUUUUCAUAAACAAACCGUUACUGACUAAUCGAUUUCUUUGGAGGACAAGUCCCUCUGGAGAACCUAUAUUUGCUGAAGGAUCAAACAAGAAGCUUGCAGAUCCAUUUGACUAUGGAGGAGGACUUGUAAAUCCCGAAAAAGCUGCUAAACCCGGUCUUGUAUACGAUAUGGGGAUCGACGAUUACAUCAAUUAUAUGUGUUCCGCGGGUUACAACGACUCUUCAAUCUCUCGUGUGCUCGGUAAAAAGACUAAGUGCCCAAUUCCUGAGCCAUCAAUGCUUGAUAUCAACUUACCUUCAAUCACAAUCCCAAAUCUUGAGAAAGAGGUCACACUCACAAGAACUGUAACCAAUGUUGGACCCAUCAAGUCAGUCUACAAAGCCGUGAUCGAGCCUCCUCUCGGUAUAACUCUCACCGUGAACCCAACCACUCUCGUUUUCAAAUCUGCAGCUAAGAGAGUACUCACUUUCUCGGUUAAGGCUAAAACUAGUCAUAAAGUGAACAGUGGCUACUUCUUUGGAAGCUUAACAUGGACUGAUGGUGUUCAUGAUGUUAUAAUCCCUGUCUCUGUUAAGACUCGUUAUUCGAUGUAAUGAAAAGAGCCAUAUGAUGCUCAUGGUAUUUGCUCUUAUGCAAUUUGUUGCAAAUCUAAACUCUAAGUGUCAAAUCAAGAUCCAAGAUCAUCAUAAUAAAAAAUCAAACCACAAAUAACUUGGAUU